GUAAACUGCAACAUGGCGACUCCCAUGCACAGGAUAAUAGCCAGGAGGCAAGCAGAGGCAAACAAACAGAAUGUGCGUUGCCAGAAGUGUUUGGAGGUCGGACACUGGACCUACGAAUGCACGGGGAAGCGGAAAUACGUGCACAGACCGUCAAGAACAGUUGAGAUGAAAAAGAAACUCAAGGAGAACGAAAACAAACCCCUCAGCAUUACUGGACCAGGAAUUGAAGGACCCAAUGAGAAGAAAAUGAAAAAGAAGGCUAAAGAUGGUAGCGACAGCAGCAGCGAUUCCGACGGCUCCUCAAGCGACUCCUCGUCAGACAGCAGCGACUCCUCUAGCUCCUCUUCAGAUGACGGCGACGGCAGCAGUGACAGCGAGGAUGACAGCUCUUCCUCAACUUCUUCCUCCUCCUCCUCCUCUUCGUCCUCGGGCAGCUCAGACUCAGGAAGCAGCAGCGAUUCAGAUCAGGGACCUCCAAAGAAGAAGAAAAAGAAGAAAUGAAUAAAUAUGUUGGAUUAAGUGGGUGUUCUUGUUUGUUACCCUAAGUAGAUUUUAGCUGUCCACUGUUUUUUCUAUUUUUUUCUUCCUUCGAAUCCAUUGUUGGAUCUGAUUGGACGGGAGACCUUUAGGGCUGUAAUACUGCUCCAGCAGUUUUAGCAAAAUGGAAAUUAGAGAGAAGAGAUUUUUUUGGGGGUUGGUCAAUGUGUCAUGUUCUGUUUUCAAAACACAUUUUCCCCUGUUAGUUUUGUUAAUGCGAUAUUUUCUCUUGUUUGUAGGUCUACUGAGGAUAUUCAUUUUAAAUAUCUGAAGAAACAGAUGUGCUUAUUCAUGUUGAAUUUGUGAUUUUGUAUUAAAGUAUAUUUUUAGUCAGACUUGGUGUGCUGCUCACAACCUAAAUAAUACAAUGCCAUAACUGGAAUUCAACAGACCUUUGAGAGCUAUUAAAGGAUAAGGCAUACAAGUUUGUUAAAUUUGACACUAGUUUGAAAUUAGAGGGUCUGUUUGCGAUGAAAUUGCAGUUGCUUGUUUCACUGAAAAAUAAACUUUGCUUUUUUUAUUUUCACUGCUCUUGUAAUUUGCCAUUGUAAUAGGUUUUAUUUUGCUAAAGAGAAUCGCAUAAUGACUACAUAUGCAUUGAAGAAUAAAAUGGUAAUCAAUUGACUUAUUUACAGAAAAGGAUAUUUAAAAAUAAAGAGCAUCUCACUUUGUCUGGAAUAUGAUGGUAUACAUGAUGCUAUUUCCUAGGUUUGUAUAAAAAGUGUUUUGAAAUUUUUAUUUGCAAUCAUGAGUUCAAUAUGUUGCCUCUCGGACUACCGGACCCUGGAUGAUGAUGAUUCAUUUGGGUGUGGCAGACCACAAAAAUGUCCAUAAUGCCACAGCUUAAUCACCACAAUAUGUGCUACAUACUGUAUGUGUAGCUUGAGUAACUUUUAAAGUGCAUUUUAAACACAUUUGCAAUUGACUGAAAUGGCAGGAAACGAUAUUUCGUAAUGUGCUUGAUCAAACACAACAAACUUUUUGGGGAAUAGUUGAUGGAUUUCUUCUAUUGAAUAAAUUGGAUCGUAAGUAGCCAACAAAGACUAAUCUAAUCGGUGAACUCUAUAACUGAGAAUAAUAAAGCACAAAAGACUGAAGUCGAUGGACAUAAAUUAAGCACCACAAAGUUACCAUUAAUGGAUGUGAGGAAACAUACAUGAACAUAUGUGUAACUUCAUUUACAGUAUUUCUAAUUAGCCAAAAAGAGACCUGUGACAACUGAAUGUAGUA
Anarrhichthys ocellatus (wolf-eel) is the source of this 1767-nucleotide messenger RNA. It is a transcript of the gene zcchc10, whose product is annotated as zinc finger, CCHC domain containing 10. Gene Ontology annotation, molecular function: nucleic acid binding; zinc ion binding. The transcript has 4 exons. The coding region runs from base 13 to 501 and encodes 162 amino acids. NCBI's taxonomy places the organism in Eukaryota, Metazoa, Chordata, Actinopteri, Perciformes, Anarhichadidae. The record is from RefSeq and is a predicted model, not a curated record.